Neurospora hispaniola is the source of this 1639-nucleotide messenger RNA. RefSeq lists its product as uncharacterized. The record is from RefSeq and is a predicted model, not a curated record. Lineage: Eukaryota; Fungi; Ascomycota; Sordariomycetes; Sordariales; Sordariaceae. Bases 200 to 1402 code for a protein of 400 amino acids. The transcript is spliced from 2 exons. Gene Ontology annotation, cellular component: membrane; cytosol; intracellular membrane-bounded organelle. Gene Ontology annotation, molecular function: oxysterol binding.
GGGGCUACGCGAUCAAGAUCACUUGACAAGCGCAGGCGACACUCACUCUUGGCAGGCCCAAGUGGAAGAAGAAUACAACACGUCAACGACGAGACGAUCACUUGAUUUAAUAUAAACCCCAUCGAACCCAACAAUUCCUUUGUGCUGCGCACCAUCACGCCUAGUAAUCAACCUACCCUCAAAACUUCAAUUCUUCGCCAUGGAUCACAAAUCAGUCUCGUCUCGAGUACGAGACCUCGCCAAGUUUCUAUCAACAGUCAAAGGCGACCUCUCCAACAUCACCGGCCCGCCGCACCUCCUGGCCCCGUCCUCCGUCGUCGAAGUAGGCCACUGCUGGGCCCAACGGCCCUCCGUCUUCGCCGCGCCCUCGCUCGAGUCCGACCCCGAAAAGCGCAUGCUCCUCGUCCUGCGCUGGUUCCUCAUCGCUUUGCGCAGCCAGCUCUACAUCGGCUCUACCGGUUCCAAGAGCAGCAGCAUCCGCAAACCGCUCAACGCCUUCUUGGGCGAGCUCUUCUUGGCGUCCUGGACCGACGCCGAGAAGAAAUGCACCACCACGCUCGUCUCGGAGCAAGUCAGCCACCACCCGCCCAUCACCGCCAUGCACGUCAGCGACGCCGAGCACGGCAUCCGCUCGACGGGGUACGCGCGCGUCGAAAUGACGUUCAAUGGCACCGUCAACAUCCGCCAGGUCGGCAACGCCGUGCUGCAUAUCGAUCGGUUUGAUGAGGAUUACCUGAUUCCGCUGCUGGACGCCAAGGUCCGCGGCAUCCUGUCCGGGUGCAUGUACCCGGAGGUGCUGGGUACGUAUUCCAUCAUUGGCAGCAGCGGGUACCAGGCCGAGGUCCGGUUCACGGGCGAGGGCAUGAUUCGGGGGAAGCGCAACUCGUUUGAAGCGCGAGUGUUCCAUAGAGAUGAUCCCUCGAAACAGACGCUGUAUGAAGUCAAGGGGUGCUGGAGCGAAGGAGGGUGGACGGUGCGCGAUCCGCGCAUGGGCGAGACGGUGGAGGUGUAUGAUAUUGAUGCGCCUGAGAACCAGCCGGUGCCGAUUGUGGUUGAUUCACUGGCCGAGCAAGAUCCGUGGGAGUCGAGGAGGGCGUGGGAGGGCGUAUUUAGGGGCAUGGCGGAGGGCGAUAUGCGGAUGGUGUUGAAUGAGAAGACGAGGAUCGAGCAGGCGCAGAGGAAGAUGAGGGUUGAGGAGAAGGAGAGGGGGAUUGUGUGGGAGCCUCUGUUCUUCAAGAGCGUGCAGCCCGAGGAACAUGAGGUCUUUCAUCGGUUAACGGAGGGGACGGGACUGAAGUUGCUUAGUGAACGGACGAAGGGGGUGUGGAAGCCGGAUUUGGAGAGGAUCAAGAAAGCGCAGAGGCCAUUUAGGCUGGGUGUUACACCUUUGGGGUACUGUUGAUUGUGUGGGACAUUCAUUUGGAGCAUGUUCAUGGUUUUUUGAUGUUGUUGUUUUUUGUUGGGUUGCAGGAUAUAUGGAGCGUCGGCGUUUAGGCAUGGGGGUUGUUAUGCGCUAUGAAUAACAAAUCUACAGAUAGUCCGUUAGUGCGGUUCGAGAACAUAGCCAACGUCACGAUUUAAACGGCCAUAAACACACAUUGAAAUCUCCUUUGUUGAUCCUGAAAAUCCUCGAACAUAU